This is a messenger RNA of Stegastes partitus (bicolor damselfish), 1269 nucleotides long. Its product is annotated as 5-hydroxytryptamine receptor 4. Gene Ontology annotation, cellular component: plasma membrane. The transcript has 7 exons. NCBI's taxonomy places the organism in Eukaryota, Metazoa, Chordata, Actinopteri, Pomacentridae. Gene Ontology annotation, biological process: chemical synaptic transmission; positive regulation of MAPK cascade; adenylate cyclase-activating adrenergic receptor signaling pathway. Gene Ontology annotation, molecular function: G protein-coupled serotonin receptor activity. The record is from RefSeq and is a predicted model, not a curated record. The coding region runs from base 127 to 1248 and encodes 373 amino acids.
CCGAGGAGCCGCCGGUGCGCACUGGCUCACCUGGAUCUGAGGAGCGGAGGCGAGCAGCCCGACACAGGGCCGUAGCAUGGGGUGAUGAGGACGCUCCUCUGCUGACCUCAGUGCAGAUGACUAGUGAUGGCCACAGCAUCACCUCGACAUUUGUUGGAUGACAUAAUAAACCCAGAACAACAACAACAAGACCAACAGGAGCAGGAGGAGUUCUUGAACUCGGUGGAGACGGUCGUUCUCACCAUCUUCCUCUCCAUCAUCAUUAUCAUGACGGUCUUUGGGAACCUGCUGGUCAUGGUGGCGCUCUGCAAGGACAGACAUCUACGAAAGAAAAAGACCAACUACUUCAUCGUGUCGCUGGCCUUCGCCGACUUGCUGGUGGCGCUGGUCGUGAUGCCGUUCGCUGCCAUCGAGCUGACGACCGGCCGGUGGCGUUACGGAGAGAUCUUCUGCCUGGUGCGGACGUCUCUGGACGUCUUGUUGACCACGGCGUCCAUCCUGCACCUCUGCUGCAUCGCACUGGACAGGUACUACGCUAUCUGCUGCCAGCCGCUGGUCUACAGACACAAGAUGACCCCACUGAGAGUGGCGGUCAUGCUCAGCGGCUGCUGGCUCAUCCCCACCUUCAUCUCCUUCCUACCCAUCAUGCAAAGCUGGAACGCCAUCGGGAUCGAGGACAUUAUUGAGGAGAGGCGAGCGCUGACCGGAGGCUCUAAUGACACAAGCUGUGUGUUUCUGGUCAACCGGCCUUACGCCCUCAUCUGCUCCGCCGUGGCCUUCUACGUCCCGUUGGCCCUCAUGGUUCUGGCCUACCAGCGGAUCUAUGUCACCGCCAUGACCCACGUACGGCAGAUAGAGACGCUUCACCGCGCCGGUUCUGCUCCUCAGGCGCCCGCGACCAAUAGCCGGAUGCGCAUCGAGACUAAAGCAGCCAAGACGCUGGCGGUCAUAAUGGGCUGUUUCUGCCUGUGCUGGGCGCCGUUCUUCAUCACCAACGUGGUGGACCCCUUCAUCCACUACUCAGUACCCUGGCAGCUGUGGACAGCCUGGCUGUGGCUCGGGUACAUUAACUCAGGGCUGAACCCUUUCCUGUACGCCUUUCUGAACCGGGCUUUCCGGAGGGCGUUUCUGGUGAUUCUCUGCUGUGGGGAUGAGCGCUACUCGCGGCAGGGGAGCUGCUCCUAUGGACACACUCACAGAGCAUGCUCAGCAGCGUCGGUCAACGGGACGUCCAUGGCACCGAGGUAAACACACUGCAAAGGCACAUUC